UAUGGCUACCCACAGUAUGCACCUGGGACUUACCAAAGCACUGGGAGCUAUGGAUUCCAGGUACAGGCCACGGGAGUCCCACCUGGAUUUGCUGUUCCACCCAUCCAGAACCAGCCCAUUGCACAGGGGGGAGCAAUCUGGAUGCCUAUCCCUCCUGCUGUUCCCAACUGCCCUCCUGGACUGGAAUACCUCACACAGAUUGACCAGAUAUUAAUUCAUCAGCAAACUGAACUUCUUGAGAUUUUGAUUGGCUUUGAAACAAACAACAAAUAUGAAAUCAAGAAUUCGUUGGGGCAAAGGGUGUACUUUGCAGCAGAGGACACAGACUGUUGUACCCGGAAUUGCUGUGGGCCAUCACGACCCUUCACCCUACGGAUUAUAGACAACCUGGGCCACGAGGUGAUAACACUACAGAGACCCCUCCGCUGUUCUUCAUGCUGCUUUCCCUGCUGCUUACAGGAGCUGGAAGUUCAGGCACCUCCAGGAACACCAGUUGGUUACAUUGUUCAGAACUGGCAUCCCUGCCUGCCAAAGUUUACCAUUCAAGAUGAGAAAAGAAUGGAUGUACUGAAAAUUACUGGCCCAUGUGUUGUUUGCAGCUGUUGUCAGGACAUUAAUUUUGAGGUGAAGUCUGUGGAUGAGACUUCUACUGUUGGGAGGAUUUCUAAGCAGUGGACUGGGUUUUUGAAAGAGGCCUUUACAGAUGCAGAUAACUUUGGAGUCACUUUCCCACUAGACCUUGAUGUAAAAAUAAAAGCUGUCAUGAUCGGUGCUUGCUUCCUUAUCGACUUCAUGUUUUUUGAGCAUGCUGGUGAUAAGCAACAGCGGACAGGAGUUUGGCAAUGA
Molecule: messenger RNA, 846 nt
Organism: Merops nubicus (carmine bee-eater)
Lineage: Eukaryota; Metazoa; Chordata; Aves; Coraciiformes; Meropidae
Product: phospholipid scramblase 1-like
Exons: 7
Coding region: 142-846 (234 amino acids)
Biological process (GO): plasma membrane phospholipid scrambling
Cellular component (GO): plasma membrane
Molecular function (GO): phospholipid scramblase activity
Source: RefSeq, a predicted model, not a curated record